AUGUCUAUUAUUUCUGUUAUAGUUGGAUUAUACAAUGUUUCAAUACAAUUAGAAAACGGUGAGAACGAAGAAGUAGAAUUACAUGUUACACCUGAUUAUCUAGAGUCUAAUUUAUUAAGAGAUGAAAGAUCAUCAGAUUUAGAAUUAAUAUUAAACAAACCGGCUAAUUACCAUACAUUUAACGAAUAUGAUUUGAAAUCACCUUAUUUAGCAUUAAUAGUAUUAGCUAAUUUAAUAGGUUUAAUACUUUUACCUUUAGUAAAUGAUUUAUUAGUAUUAUAUGUUAUAAUUGAAUUACAAAGUUAUUCAUUAUAUUUAUUAACAGGUUUACAUAAUAGAUCGUAUAAUGCAUCAAAAGCAUCAUUGUUAUAUUUCCUAAUGGGAGGAGUAGCAUCAGCGAUUAUAUUAUUAGCUUCUUAUUUCAUAUAUAGUUUAACAGGAUCAACUAAUUUAUCUGAUAUUGCUAUAUUCUAUUCAUUUGAUAAUUCAUUCGAUUAUUUUGAUAUUUUAUUAAUAGCUUUAUUAUUUAAAAUGGGUAUGGCUCCUCUUCAUCCUUAUAUAAGUAUAGUAGCUAAAAUAUCUAUUUUAUCAUUUAUAUUUAUAAAUGCUAAUUUAUUUAGUCAUAAUUUAAUAAUUGUAUUCUUUUAUAUAUCAUUAAGUAUAGCAGCGUAUAAACCUUUAUUUCAAGUAAAUAUAAAAACUAUAUUAGCUUAUAGUGGAUUACUUAAUUUUGGAUAUUUAUUAUUAACUAUAGUAACUUAUGAUAUUUCAUUUUAUAUUUACAUAAUACAAUAUGUAUUGACACAUUUAAUUUUAUUUUUAGGAUUAUUAGCUGCUAUACUAAGUUUAAUAUUAGCAUUCUUUUCAUUAAUAGGUAUUCCACCUCUUCCUGGAUUCUAUGGUAAAUUGUAUGUUAUAAUUAGUGCACUUCAAGAUAAUUAUGUAUUAGAAACAUGUAUUAUUAUAAUAUUUAGUGUAAUAUCAACAUAUUAUUAUGCUAAUAUAAUUAAAAUAUUGAUAACUAGUCUUGCGCCGUCAGCUACGCCGACGGCUGAUAAAGUAUCGGCUUUCAUUAACCCUUCUUUAGCUUAUUCUAUUGCAUUAUCAACUAUUCUAUUAAUUAGUUUCUUUAUAUUCUUACCAUUAAUUUCAGAAGGAUCCGCAUUUAGUGUAUCAUUUAUUUUAGUUGCGAUUUUAUUUUUACCCUUUGAUCUAGAAAUAUCUUCUAUUUUACCUUAUGUAGUAAGUGCAUAUUCUAAUAAUAUUUAUGGAUUAAGUAUUUUAAUCAUAUUUUUAUUUACAUUAGUUAUAGCAUUUAUAUUUGAGAUUAAUUUAGAAGCUCUUAAAUUAGAAAGAAGAUUUAUUCCUAUCAUCAAACCUCUUAUCAAUAAAUUAUAUAUUUAA
Messenger RNA from Scheffersomyces coipomensis, 1404 nucleotides. RefSeq names its product various chains-domain-containing protein. Gene Ontology annotation, molecular function: NADH dehydrogenase (ubiquinone) activity. The transcript has 5 exons. Bases 1 to 1404 code for a protein of 467 amino acids. Lineage: Eukaryota; Fungi; Ascomycota; Pichiomycetes; Serinales; Debaryomycetaceae. The record is from RefSeq and is a predicted model, not a curated record.